GCUCUGUGCUGGCUGUCACCCAAAGAUAUACAGCUUUUAUUAACAGAUGGUUGUGUGUUGUAGGUAGUGGAGACAUGGUGGCAGAGUAGCCCGGGGGAUGAAGGGAUGCUGAAGGAGCACGCCGAGCCUCUCAGCCCGGGUCUCGCGCUCUGUGCUGGCUGUCACCCAAAGAUAUACAGCUUUUAUUAACAGAUGGUUGUGUGUUGUAGGUAGUGGAGACAUGGUGGCAGAGUAGCCCGGGGGAUGAAGGGAUGCUGAAGGAGCACGCCGAGCCUCUCAGCCCGGGUCUCGCGCUCUGUGCUGGCUGUCACCCAAAGAUAUACAGCUUUUAUUAACAGAUGGUUGUGUGUUGUAGGUAGUGGAGACAUGGUGGCAGAGUAGCCCGGGGGAUGAAGGGAUGCUGAAGGAGCACGCCGAGCCUCUCAGCCCGGGUCUCGCGCUCUGUGCUGGCUGUCACUCCAGGAUACAGGACCGUUUCUACCUGCUGGCAGUCGACCGUCAGUGGCACCUUGGCUGCCUCACUUGCUGUGAGUGCAAGAUACCUCUCGACUCCGAGCUCACCUGCUUCGCCCGCCACGGCAACAUUUAUUGCAAAGACGACUAUUAUAGGCUGUUCGCAGUGAAGCGGUGUGCGCGGUGCCAAGCCGGGAUCUCGGCCAGCGAGCUGGUGAUGAGAGCCCGGGAUGCGGUGUUCCACCUGCACUGCUUCUCCUGUGCUUCCUGCGGGAUCUUGCUCACCAAGGGUGACUACUUCGGCAUGCGCGACGGUCUGGUCUACUGCCGACCUCACUACGAGCUGCUGAGACACCGAGACUUCUGCGGCGCCGCGGAGCUGGAGGCCCUGUCCCCUGCCCACUGGUCUGUCGCCUCCGUCCACAAGGGCCGCCCCAGGAAGCGGAAGCUGAUGUCGUCCCCUUCCCCUGGCACCGAGUCCGUGGCCGAUCUUCCUGUCAACAUGAGAAUACCUCCCGGAGCCCUUGAAAUGCUCCACUCAGGAGACUUGUCGUCCUCCAUGGAGUCCUUGGCGUACGACUCGUCUGUCACAUCCCCGGGAGUUCAAGGGUCUCAGCAACGUACCAAGCGCAUGCGGACCUCCUUCAAGCACCAUCAACUCAGGACCAUGAAGUCCUACUUCAACAUUAACCAAAACCCAGAUGCCAAAGACUUGAAGCAGCUAGCUCAGAAGACAGGGCUAUCCAAAAGAGUGUUACAGGUCUGGUUCCAGAACGCGAGGGCGAAGUGGCGACGCAACCUGAUGCGUCAAGAGAGUGGGCAAGGGGGCGUAGUCCCACCCCCCGGUGGAGCGCCCCCCUCGUCUGGCCCCCCCUCUGUCGGACCACCCUCAGUGAUCAUGGGGGACAGCAGCAGCAUGGAUGACCAUCAUCACUUGCACCAUCACCACCACCAUCACUUACAGCCCACUCCGACCAUCACCUUCGGUGAGCUCUACUAGAUCCCACUCCUCAACAAGAGGCUUUCCCGGUCUGAGGCGUGAGUGGUGGAGUCGGUCUAGUAGCUAAUCCAUGUGUAUAACAAGUGAAAUUUGUAAAGGGAAAACUUUUAUAUAUCUUUUGGAAGAUCUGAAGGCAAAAACAAAUAAAACCAUAAAAACCAGUAGAUCCGAAAAAUAACUCCCUAAAAAUGAAAGAACAUUAAGAUGACCAGAAUUACAUUGUCAUAAGAUAAAAUAUGAUAGUUUUUUUAUAAAACUAGUAUACGCAAAUACAUCCGUCACACCAUCCCAUUCUAGUUCUGUCCUCAAGCUUUUAAAAUGAUGUAGGCUUAUCUAAUAGUGCAAUAAAUCCGCCAAGAGAAAUAUGUCGUUGAAGUUAUUUAGUGGAGUUCGAGCUGUACACAUAUUCAGGUAAAGCAAAUGGCGUUACUUUUGUCGGUGUUUUAUCAGAGAUUCUUAUUUAUGAACAAUCAUUAUAUGAAAAAUCUCUUCAUUUUCAUGUUAAGUUUGAAGGUCCGCUGUAAUUUUUCGGUAUGCCUCCGACUAUAAUCUCGGCCCCUGGAGCAUGGGUCACGUUUAUUUCAGAUCAUUGUAUGAACAACUUAUUACAAGAAUACAUGUUUCUUCUUUAAACAUUAUGCGUGAGAACAAAGUCUGGUUGUUAUCCUUCAUAUUCUUAGUCCCUUAAAGAACGAAUUUGCCUACAGAGUGAGGUCAGUACUUACCAUGACUACUGAAGGACGGGAUCAAGAAAACACUUUUCCUCACCUUGUUCUCUUUUCAACCGCUCUUAAAACCAAAUUACUUGUCCACUGAUCCCUCCACCGUUCUUCCUAGAUUUCUUACGGAUUUCAGAAUGUGUUAACGACUUGUUUAUUAUUUAACCCAUCCUUCCUCCAAAACGAGAAAAACAAUAAGGAAAAAGUUUUUAACGCCCCAACAGCUACUGGCAACCGUAAAUAUCACUUACUCUGCUCUUGCCUUCAGUACAGCUACUCGCAGUGACGUAUUAGAGCAUUAUUCCGGGGUGAGGGGUCGACAAACUGGUUGGUUAAAGUAAUAUAAACUAUCUUCCAAAAACAAGGGGUUGGGAUAUUUUCCCAGGAAAUUAUUAAGCUUUAAGUCAUCGUAAAUUUAUUUAGCUUAGAACAAACUACUGGGUUCAGUUUAAUGCUUGUUUUUGAAAAUGUCGUCGGGGGAGUUGGAACUCUCCCUUAUACUCCCCCAAGGGCCACUGUACAAAUAUUAAGGAAUUAAGAACACCAAAAGAGUGGCAAAUUCAUUUAUUGAACACAUUUGCUGCACAACAGCUUUGCUCCCUGAUUUCUUUAAUGUAUUGUUCAAGUAUACUUACAACGUCAAUAAAACUCAAUACUAACGUAGUCUACAGUUCAGUUGUUAAUGUUAACAUAUAGGGAGUUGUUUUUCAGAUACUCUAAUUAACCUUCCGUUAAAUAGUUAUUAUUUAUAUUAUUAAAUUAUUUAUUUACAAUUAAUUUAAAACAAUAUUAGGAUACCUAGGAUACCAGUUACCAUUAACAUUUAUAAUUUACCACCAUCUUGAAAGCGAAUUCAGUUGGAACCAUGUUUACAUGUUAUUUGUUCCUCUCAAUUUGUUGGGUAUGUUACAGUCGUGUUGGUUCCAUGUAGAUUAACAUGUAGGAUGAGACAACCCGGCAGAAGUUAGUGUGUGGACCCGAACUCAAGUUGUGUUUGUCUAGUUAUAUCCAGGAAGCUGGCUCUCUGAUGAAAGGCUUCUAGACUCUAGAGUACGCGUAGGCCUACCUCAGCGAAGACAGCCACACGUUAUACGAUACAGUAACAUAUACUAUGUGCAAUUGCCAUGUUCCUAUAAUGAUACUACACUUAGCUGUUUAUAGAUGUUCAACCAACUAUCUUGUAUGAAGCAGUAUUACUUAUCUGAUACCACUGUCUGAUACCGUUUUACAUUACUAGUGUAAUAAAGGCGAUAAUUAAGGAA
Molecule: messenger RNA, 3434 nt
Organism: Homalodisca vitripennis (glassy-winged sharpshooter)
Lineage: Eukaryota; Metazoa; Arthropoda; Insecta; Hemiptera; Cicadellidae
Product: LIM/homeobox protein Lhx9-like
Exons: 4
Coding region: 398-1453 (351 amino acids)
Biological process (GO): neuron differentiation; regulation of transcription by RNA polymerase II
Cellular component (GO): nucleus
Molecular function (GO): RNA polymerase II transcription regulatory region sequence-specific DNA binding; DNA-binding transcription factor activity, RNA polymerase II-specific
Source: RefSeq, a predicted model, not a curated record